AUGGACACUACAGCAGGAGCACCCUACAACCCUGUUACGAGGGCGGUCUGGUACGGAUCCCUCCCGAUCCAACUUGUACUCGAUCCAGCUGAAGCUGCACGAUGUGAUCUCCGGGAACGGGAGUCCUUGUUGGUCGAAACUCCACGGUGUUCGUAUCUGCCAUUUUUGACGAGACAAGUUCAGAGGCACUUUGCAGCUCAUGGGCGCACUCAAUUGACAGGCGACGACUUUGAGAUCUGGUAUGAUUACGAAGGAACUCCCUUGAAAUGGCACUAUCCGAUUGGGCUACUUUAUGACAUUCAUAGACUACAAGCCUCAGCAGCACACGGGGUGUCCGAACCAGAGUUGCCAUGGAAGAUCAUGGUGCACUUUGGAAACUUUCCGAGCAAUAAGCUGAUCAAAAGUUCACUCACAGACAGCUGCCAGGACUAUUUCAUGUCCAUGAUCAAGGAGGCAGAUUACCUCCGCAAUGGAUCGACCAAAAAAGUUAUGAAUAUGUCAAAGGCGGAUCAAAUGCAGUUGUGGAAUGGACUGUGGUCAAAAAGCUAUGAUCUGUUCUGGGGAAUGAACCAGAAGCUAGUGUCGAACGAUGGGGCAGCUACCAAGUUCUUGCCCAUCCGGAUCUACUUGCCCGAGAACUGCCCUGUGAUACAGAAUCCAGUGUCCCCUAUGGACGAACAGGGCCAGCCAAGGACGCUGCGGCAGAUCCUGAAUAUUGCCCUGCCAGACCUGUUUCCGCUGGGGAGUGACGAUGAUCACGCGGGUGCAUCGGUUAUGAUCCACGGCAUCAAGCCUAGCCUAGACGUCAAUGCCGUAUGGUUCGCUCAGAAUAUGGCCUAUCCAGACAACUUUUUGCACCUCGUUGUCAUCCUGCACCCUUGA
Molecule: messenger RNA, 882 nt
Organism: Gamsiella multidivaricata
Lineage: Eukaryota; Fungi; Mortierellomycota; Mortierellomycetes; Mortierellales; Mortierellaceae
Product: autophagy protein 5-like protein
Exons: 6
Coding region: 1-882 (293 amino acids)
Biological process (GO): C-terminal protein lipidation; cellular response to nitrogen starvation; autophagosome assembly
Cellular component (GO): Atg12-Atg5-Atg16 complex; cytoplasm; phagophore assembly site membrane
Source: RefSeq, a predicted model, not a curated record